AUGGUCCCCUUUUCGGACAGAAUUUUCGUCGUUGUGCCCGUAAUUGCCCAGAGAAAGGUUGACGACGCCAACUAUGAGAUUCAAGGCGUCAACAUUCUCGACCCGAAACCGAAUUCGGUUCUGAUCCAAAUCAAUUCCACCAUCCAGACAGACGGCCAGGUCAAGGCAGAGGUCGACUCCUUUGAGGCGAAUCUAGCGCUGGCCAAUGUCCCGAAUGCGCAGCCUUUCAUGACUCUCACGUUCCCCAAGACCAAUGCCAACAAGUUCCAGGUUGUGAAUAUCAGUCAGAUUGUCGAAAUCGCCGACCAAAAUGCUUUGCAACAGUUCAACCACGCGCUUUUCCAGAACCGCACGCUUAGAAUCACCAUGUAUGGAAAGACAAGCGUAAAGCCCGCUGGCAUGAGCAAAAAGUACCCGGUCAACGUUCGCAAGACCAUAGAGUUCAAUGGACUCAAUCGGCUGAAUGGCACAAAGCUCCAAGAUACAAGUCUCUCACUUGAUCGAGACGCGCCAAACUUCAACGCCACAGCCGUUAUCGUAAACCCAUCCUACUAUACCCUUGACAUGGGCAACGUCACACUACAGAGCUUUGCAGACGGUCAGCCCGUCGGAAAUGUUGCCAUUGCCAACUUGCUCCUUCGCCCAGGCAAGAACAUGUUUCCCAUUGAGACGCGCAUAAACCAGACAAGAAUAGCGCAAAUUGUCGAAAACCCAGCCUAUUGUACGACCGGCAAUAUUCCUUUUAAGCUCCAGGGAAAGAGGAUUCAAAACCAUGGCGAGGAUAUUACGUGGCUGGCGUCAUCGCUGAGUAACGCCAACAUGAUGGUAGAUGUCAGCAUUGCAGCAAUGAUGGGAAGCUUGGAAAGUGCGAAUUUCUGUGUUUAA
Molecule: messenger RNA, 885 nt
Organism: Metarhizium brunneum ARSEF 3297
Lineage: Eukaryota; Fungi; Ascomycota; Sordariomycetes; Hypocreales; Clavicipitaceae
Cellular component (GO): fungal-type vacuole membrane
Source: RefSeq, a predicted model, not a curated record